GCUUUAAAACUUUUACAUGGUUCACAAGAUCUCAUUGAUUUUCUAAUAAAUGAGGUAAAAAAAUAUUCGACAAGUAAAUUUUGUAAGGAGUUUCUUAAAAUACAUGGGAUAUCUCAAGAUCCAGAUACAAAUGAUUAUAUUUUGGUUCAAGAAAAUUUUACUUGGGUAAGUGGAAAUGAAAAAAUAGAUGAUUUCGUUCAAGAAAUGCAAUUGAAAAUAAAUAACCAUGAGGAUGUAGUAUUUGAAUGGAUACCAUAUGAUCAAUUUGAUGAUAUUAAAGAAACAAGCAAAAAUAACCUUGUGACAGUAUACUCAGCAGUAUGGAAGGAUGGUCCAACAAAAUGCUCAAAAUACUAUGGUUGUCACAUUGAUAAUAUUGGUAAUAUUAAUUGUCGAUAUUCUAGUAGAUAUUCAUAUGAAAGAGUUGCUUUAAAAUGUUUACAUAAUUCAGAAAAUUCUAUUGAUUUCCUAAUAAAUGAGGCUAAAAAAUAUUCAACAAAAUAUGGGCCAUCCCCUAUAUUGUAUGGAAUAUCUCAAAAUCCAAAUACGAAUGAUUAUAUUUUGGUUCAAAAUGAUUUAAUGAACUUAGUAAAUUGUUUGAGUGGAAAUGAAAUAGUUGAUGAUUUUAUUCAAGAAAUGCAAUUAAAAAUAAAUGACUAUAAUGAUAUAAUAUUUGAAUGGAUACCAUACAAUCAGUUUAAUAAUAUUAAGGAAAUAGGUAAAGGUGGAUUUACUACAGUAUAUUCAGCAAAAUGGAAAGAUGGUCUAUUAGAAUAUGAUAAAGUUAAAGAAAUAUAUGAAAGGAAUCCAGAUAGAGUAAUUGCCCUAAAAUGUUUACAUAAUUCACAGAAUAUUAGUAAUGAAUUCUUAAAUAAGGUUAAAGAGUACUCAAUAAAUAGGAGUAGUAAUAUUCUUAAUAUAUAUGGAAUAUCUCAAAAUCCGGAUACAAAAGAAUAUAUUAUAGUUCUCAAAUAUGCUAAAAAGGGAAAUCUUAAUGAUUGGAUAAAUAAGAAUUAUGAAUAUUUUGAUUGGCAAGCUAAAUUAUCUGUAUUGGAUAAUAUCAUUUGUGGUCUUAAAGAAAUUCAUCGGAAAAAUAUGGUUCAUCAUGAUUUUCACACAGGAAAUAUAUUAUUUUUAAGUAAUAUAAAAGAUUUUAAUAUGAAUUAUAUAUCAAUUUCGGACACAGGAUUAUAUGGAGAAGUUGGUAAUAAAGAUGAAAUGAAUAUUUAUGGAGUUAUGCCCUAUGUGGCUCCUGAAGUAUUAAAAGGAAAGCUUUAUACUCAAGCAGCAGAUAUCUAUAGCUUUGGAAUGAUAAUGUAUUUUGUAGCAACUGGACAACAGCCUUUUUACAAUUGUGCACAUGACCACCAUCUAACAUUAGAUAUUUGUAAAGGAAUUAGACCUGAAAUAUAUGAACCAGAAGCACCAAGCUGUUAUAUUAAUUUAAUGAAAAAGUGUUGGGAUUCAGACCCAAACAAUAGACCAAAUAUUUUUGAAGUAAAUGAUUUAAUCACAUCGUUUUAUAAGUCAUCUGGAGUGGAUUUCUACAUUGUUGAGAAUGAAGAAAUUGAAAUGCAAUUCAAAAAAGCAGAAGAAUAUAGAAAAGCCAAUUUUUCAUCUAUUAAAAAUUACCAAGCAGCUAUUCAUUCACAGGCUAUUUAUACAUCUCGUUUACUUAAUCCUUUUACAAAAGAUCUUAAUAAUCUAAUCAAGUGAUAGUGAUAGUACAAAUU
Messenger RNA from Rhizophagus irregularis DAOM 181602=DAOM 197198, 1733 nucleotides. The record is from RefSeq and is a predicted model, not a curated record. NCBI's taxonomy places the organism in Eukaryota, Fungi, Glomeromycota, Glomeromycetes, Glomerales, Glomeraceae.